Salvia hispanica is the source of this 766-nucleotide messenger RNA. Its product is annotated as ethylene-responsive transcription factor ERF008-like. Gene Ontology annotation, molecular function: DNA binding; DNA-binding transcription factor activity. NCBI's taxonomy places the organism in Eukaryota, Viridiplantae, Streptophyta, Magnoliopsida, Lamiales, Lamiaceae. Gene Ontology annotation, biological process: regulation of DNA-templated transcription. The record is from RefSeq and is a predicted model, not a curated record.
UCGCAUCAAAGAGCAAGAACUCUUUUCCAGCAUGAAUUCCUCUUUACAUUCUUCCUCUCCCUCAAAAAUACUAAAAUCAAUCCCGAAAUCAUAAAUUCCUCCCCAAAAAUCUCCCUACAAACUAAAUCAACAACAACAACAACAAAAAAAAAUCAUCGAUUGAAAUCAAUGGACGGAGCAUACUGCACAGCUUCUUCCCCAACGUCUUCGCCGGGGAUUCCGAAGCGGCAGCGGCGGGAGAAGCCCUACCGAGGCAUACGGAUGCGCAAGUGGGGGAAGUGGGUGGCGGAGAUACGCGAGCCGAACAAGCGCUCCAGAAUCUGGCUCGGCUCCUACUCCUCCCCCGUCGCGGCGGCGCGCGCCUACGACACCGCCCUCUUCCACCUCCGCGGCCCCUCCGCGCGCCUCAAUUUCCCCGAGUUCGCCGCCGAGGACGCCGCCGACGGCCUGUCCGCCGCCGCGAUCAGGAAAAAAGCCACCGAGGUCGGCGCGAGAGUCGACGCCAUGCAAACGGGAUCGGGCCGGGCCUCGGAGAAGCCCGAUUUGAAUGAGUUUCCCAGCCCGGAGACCUCGGAGGAGAAUUGAAUUAGUCUGAUUUUUUUUUGUUUUUUUUCUUUUUUUAAUAUUCGCGGGAAAAUUAACUGUAUUUUCUUCAAUUCGGUUUAUAUAAAGAAAAGAUAAUUGUAUAAACCUAGGGAAUAAGAGGUUGUAUGCGUCGAAAUUAUUUAAAUUCUGAUCAAUAAUAGUAUGGGCUAUUUUAUGAUGA